Messenger RNA from Chelmon rostratus (copperband butterflyfish), 1146 nucleotides. Its product is annotated as protocadherin gamma-A7-like. The coding region runs from base 1 to 1146 and encodes 381 amino acids. Gene Ontology annotation, cellular component: plasma membrane. The transcript is spliced from 3 exons. Gene Ontology annotation, molecular function: calcium ion binding. Gene Ontology annotation, biological process: homophilic cell-cell adhesion. The record is from RefSeq and is a predicted model, not a curated record. NCBI's taxonomy places the organism in Eukaryota, Metazoa, Chordata, Actinopteri, Chaetodontiformes, Chaetodontidae.
AUGUCGGACAGAACAAUGAGACGGCAAGUACUGUUGUUCCCCUUGAUCCUUCAUCUCACUUCAGUGCUCGGCCAAAUCAGCUAUUCCAUCCCCGAGGAAAUGCCGAGUGGCUCCUUAGUCGGUAAUGUUGUACAGGAUUUGGGUUUAGAUAUAAAACGACUGAAAUCAGGUAAAGCUCGCGUUUACACAGGAGACAGUGCGGCGUACAUCGAGCUAAAUAACGAACGAGGAGUCCUCCUAGUCAAAGACAAAAUGGACCGAGAGGCGAUUUGCAGACAGACGACGCCUUGUGCUUUACAUUUUCAGAUCAUUUUGGAGAACCCCAUGGAGCUCCACAGUGUCACCAUAAUGAUCCAGGACCAGAACGACAACCCCCCUCAGGUCCUGUACCCUGUCCAGACUGGUGGCUCUGUGGUGGCUGAGAUGGUGCCUCGUUCAGCAGAUGUGGGCUAUCUGGUGACUAAAGUGGUGGCUGUUGAUGUGGACUCUGGCCAGAAUGCGUGGCUGUCGUAUAAACUGCAGAAAGCCACAGACAGGGCGCUGUUUGAAGUGGGCUCACAGAAUGGAGAAAUAAGAACUAUCCGCCAAGUGACUGAUAAAGAUGCAGUGAAACAAAGACUGAGUGUUAUAGUGGAGGACAACGGGCAGCCCUCUCGUUCAGCUACAGUCAUUGUGAACGUGGCGGUGGCGGACAGCUUCCCUGAAGUGCUGUCGGAGUUCACUGACUUUCCACACGACAAGGAGUACAAUGACAACCUGACUUUUUACUUAGUGUUGGCUCUGGCUGUAGUCUCCUUCCUGUUCAUCACGUGUUUGGUGGUGAUUAUAUCAGUGAAAAUCUACAGAUGGAGACAGUCUCGCGUGCUGUAUCAGUCCAACCUGCCUGUGAUUCCAUAUUAUCCACCACGUUACUCAGACACUUUGGGGACAGGGACUCUGCCACACGUGUACAACUACGAGGUGUGCAGGACGACUGACUCGAGAAAGAGUGACUGUAAGUUCGGCAGAGCUGGUAGUCAGAACGUGCUGAUAAUGGACCCCAGUUCAACAGGGACGAUGCAGCGGAUGCAGAGUGAGAAGAGCAUCCUGGACGAACCAGACUCUCCUCUAGAGAGCUUCAAUAAUCAACAGAAGCCCUUCGUGUAA